This is a messenger RNA of Sorex fumeus (smoky shrew), 1889 nucleotides long. It is a transcript of the gene IGSF5, whose product is annotated as immunoglobulin superfamily member 5. NCBI's taxonomy places the organism in Eukaryota, Metazoa, Chordata, Mammalia, Eulipotyphla, Soricidae. Bases 133 to 1281 code for a protein of 382 amino acids. The transcript has 9 exons. Gene Ontology annotation, biological process: cell-cell adhesion. The record is from RefSeq and is a predicted model, not a curated record.
CUUCCUGCUCGGGGCCCUGGGAACUGUGUCCCGCUGGGGACUCAGAGGAACGGAGGCCCCGGAGACUCUGGGAGAUGGGGAGGCCCGUGCUGAGAUCCUGCAGAGUGGACUGACCAGGCUGAGGGCACGGAGAUGCAGAGUUGCUGGACCGGCAUCCUGGCCGCGCUGGUCAUCCUGGUGGGGCUGGCAGAGGCUGUACCCAACAAUCAAAUCCUAGAGGGCCCCAAGGAUGCCACGGUGCUGGUGGGCUCCGAGGCUCGCUUCAACUGCACCGUGUCACCUGGCUGGCAGCUGCUCAUGUGGCUGCUGAACGGAGUGGUGGUGCUGAGCCUCACGCCCAGCAUGGUCAUCGUCACCAAUGAGCGCUUCACCACCGAGAGAUACCCCUCAGGCAGCGGCGGCCUCAUCUCGGAGCUGAUAAUCCACUCUGUGCAGCUGGGUGACGCUGGCCAGGUCAGGUGCAGCCUCCAGGACAACAGCCAGAACAGUAUAGCGCUCCUCUCCGUCCAAGCUGUGGGGACACUGCUCAUCCCCGAGACCGAAUAUCUGCUCAGGGACCAGCCUCAUAAUGUCACCUGCCACGCCUCGGAUUGGACCCCUCUGCCAGACCUCUCCUGGGAGCUGGAGAUUCAGGCCAUCAACUGGAGCUACAGUUCCGUCCUGGAGCCUGGGGACCCCCACAGCAUAUCCAGCGUGCUGACGCUCGUGCCUCAGGACAGCGGGGCUGUGACCUGUGUGGCGCACAUGAAGGGGCUGUCCGAGCCCAGGUCGGUCACCGUCAACCUCACAGUGGUCUCUUCCCUGAGCAGCGAGUCAGGUCAGGCCCUGCCCACCUGGGCCAUCGUGCUCCUGGCCGUCUCCCUUACGCUGCUGUUGAUCCUGAUCAUUGUCCUGGUGGUAAUAUUCUGCUGCUACUACCCUUCGAGGCGAGAGAAGAAAGCAUGGAGUUACCAGAGUGAACCAAGGAAACCUGCAGAUGUGAAGCCAAAUGCGUUCUCGGAAGUCAAGACCAAGGGCGGAGAGGAAAACUAUGGCUACAGUCCUGAUGAGCUGCAGACCGGCAUCAAGAGGGUGGGCGGGCCCACGCAAGGCCCACGCAGGCAGGGCAGCAGAGAAGAGAUUGUUGCUUCUACCCCUGUCAAGUCUAGUCGACCCAGGGUUAUGGAAGACCAUGGCAGCGUACAGCGUCAGCAGGUACCCGGACACCGCCAGACAAGCUUGGCCCACGUUUCCUUUGCGGUGGCUAGUCCUCGGACGGUCAGGAACGCGACCAUGGUAUAGUGCUCUCCUACACAUCAGCCCUGCUGUGUGCCGAGGUCUCAGACUGGGCACCGUGGCCUGGGAGGACACUGCCCGCGCCAGCCUGCCUUGCUGACCAUGCUGGACUCUUUGCUGCUAUUAGAAUCUGACAGUGGGAAAAGGAACAAAGGGACCAAGUCCAAGCUGCCGCUGUGUCCUGAUGAUUCCACCGGCCCCCACCGAGCACGCCUCCUCGAUGACCCCGCAGACGGGGAUGGGACUGGCCAGUGUGUUUCCCAGUCAAGUCAGAUGAAGAUGCCAUUGAUGAGUGUGAGAAGUUGGGGCAUUACUGCUUCUGAGCAGAGAAAAAGGAGCAUAGAAAUAAGUAGCAAUCAGAAAGGUGGAUUGUCUGGAAAACGAGAGGACCCAGGCUGCAAAUACAGAAACAUUCUACAGAGGAUGUGUAGGUUGCAAAGCACCUACUGUCCUUGGGUCUUCACAGGAAAACCUGCAUGGGGGUCCAUCUCCUCUGGGCUUUUGUGUCCUUGAACCAGGUAGAUGUGGAUGAUGCUUUGUAUGGGCCGGGAGACCACCGAUGCCACCAACACACUGUCAAUGGAUUGUGUGUUAUUUAAUAAAAGAGGAGGUAC